CAGACUAUCUCCAAUGGCUUACUCUAAAAUAGAGCAACUCUAUAAUAGAGUUUGAGUUUGCUCCAAUAAUAUUAUAUUUUAGAGUAUAGAAAAUAGAGUGAUGGACAAAAAAAAAACAAGAUACUUUAUAUUUGGAGUAAACUUAUUUUUCACUCUAUUAUAGAUUGAAAAAUAUAGUACCAUUGGAACAUUUUUACUCAAAAUUCUAUUUUAGAGUGAAAAAUAAGUGGGGUUGGAGAUGCCCUCGUACUACAUAAAAUACUAACAAUCAGAGCCAAGAACAUUAGGCUUGUCCAACCAGAUUCAGCUAUUUAAACAGUACAAAGUUUGCAAAAUGCUGGUGAAACCAAUCUGACAUAAAUCGACCACAAAUCAAUGAGAGGCCAAGAAAGUACUAAUAACAAAAGAUUUAUAUGUGAGCCAGAAGAAAUAUUAAAACCGACUUCUAUAUACAAAGAUGAUAGAAAAAAGCAGAAGGAAGUUAUACAAACCUUUUUGUAAGUAUAUUAUAUAUAAAUGCUGCGUUACAAAAAAAAUUAUAUAUAAAUGCUACUUGACAAAAAAGUAUAUUAGCAAAAUCAACCUUGUAUGAAACUCCAACAAUCUCCUCUCCACGAGGUGUAGUCUCUAUCUUUUGAACUUAAGUAAUGCAUGGAUUGACAAAAAAAAAAAAUCAAUACUUUAUAACGGGAGCUGCACAAUUGAUAAAAAAAAAGAUAUGAAAAGCAAAAUUAAUGACGGGAGUUGCACAAUUGAUGAAAAAGUAAAUGCAAAAAAGACAACCAAAUCCACUGGUAGUUAAUGUAAAAUACGUUAAAAAGCUUCUACAUUAAAAUUUACCAACAAAAUAUUAUGACACUUUGCAAAGAGGUUUCUACACACCCUUUAAACAAAGAACCCAAUGUUUUCAUUUUCAAUAGUAAAUUUUGUAAAAGGAUAAUGAUUUUUCUCUUUAAUUAGUAGUUGCUUUAUUAAAUCAAAACUAAUUAAACAAGUAGAUAAGCGAUCAAUGUUUUCAUUUUAAACAAUAAAAUUUAAGAAUGAUAUGUAAUACUUUUCUUCAUAAUUACUCCCUAUGUUUAAUUUUAAUUGAUGUUUUAAGGUUUUUUUUGUUUCAAUUUAAAUGAUAUUUUAAGAUUUAUAUACAAAUAUUUAAUGUUAUUUUGUGUUUUUGACCACUUAUAUUUUAUUAGAUGAUUUUUUAUUUGUUAGAUUAGUUUUGACUAAUUCAAAAAACGUAUAAAGCUGACAAAAAAAAGAAUAAAAGUCAUCAACUAAAGAUUUAACAUAAUUUUAUGAUUCAAACACCAACUAGUUUGAAUCAGAUGGAAUAUUAGCUAUUUUAUUAGUAAUAAAAAACUAAAGAUGUAAUAUGCAAUUAAUGUUUUUCAUUUUUAAAGCAAAAUUUAAGAAGGAUAAUGUUAAAUCUUUAGUAGCUAUUUGUUCACUCUUUUAUUCAUCCAAAAUCUGUAAUAAAUUCAAAACUAAGAUUGUGUAUACGCAACAUAGUUGAAAAAUAGAAAGACAUUUGUAACAAAGAGAAAAGAGUGAAAUACAUGUGUAACAAAAGAGGUCAGCUUGCCAGCAAAAAAAGAAUUAUAAUAGUAUUAUUCUGGGUAUUAUUUAACUUGGGCAAGAUAUUCCAUCACUUCACAUUAAUUUUCCAUCUCCUAAUAAGUCACCAGUUCGGGUUUCUCUUCCUCUCGGGCCUCUCCUAAAUAACUGUUCGUAUCAUUUACAAUUAUCUAUGUAUCAACUUCUUUCAGUUUUAUAUAUUUUAAGAAACUCUAAUAAUUUUGCAGUUUAAUAAGCUAUCAUAUUGUGUUCUAAGCAUUUAAGGUACUCAUUUCAAUGUUCCUUCAAAUCAAAUAUACAGGUCAAACGAUGUUGCUUCUAGUUAUGGUUGUCUGUUUAAUAGGCUAUCAUGUCUACAAGUCCAUAAAACCUCCGCCACCAAUUCCGCUGCCGGAGAAUGUUUCUGAGAUAUGUUCAAGAAUUAAGCUCAAUGAUGGGAGAUAUUUAGCCUACAGAGAAUUAGGGUUUCCAAAAGAUAAAGCCAAAAAUAAAAUAAUCAUCAUCCAUGGUUAUGGAAGUUCCAAGUUAGUAGAUUUAAAAAUCACAGAGGAAAUGAUUGAUGAAUUCGAGAUAUACUUCUUGCUCUUCGAUAGAGCUGGUUAUGGAGAAAGCGAUGCUCAUCCAUCACGAACAAUAAAAACGGAUACAUACGACAUCGAAGAACUCGCAGACAAAUUGCAAAUUGGUCCAAAGUUCCAUGUCUUAGGAAUGUCACUCGGAGCUUAUCCAGUUUACGGCUGUCUCAAGUACAUUCCUCACAGAUUAAGUGGAGCAACGUUUGUGGCUCCCUUACUGAAUUUUUGGUGGAGUCGUAUGCCUCAAAACCUAUUGAGUGCAGCGCUCAAGAAAUUACCAAUUGAGAACCAAUGGACAUUUCGAGUUGCACACUACCUUCCGUGGUUGCUAUAUUGGUGGUUGACGCAGAAAUGGUUUUCACCGUUUAAUCUGAAUCCCCUAACAACGAUGACCGAGCGCGACAUAGAACUCGCGGAUAAGCACACUAAACACUCUUAUAUCAAGGAAUCCGCUCUACGACAAGGCGAAUAUGUGAGCAUGCAACGGGACAUCAUUGCCUCUUUUGAAAAUUGGGAGUUUGAUCCAACCGAAUUGCUCAAUCCGUUUUCAGAUGGUAACGAAGGGUCGGUUCACAUUUGGUGUGCACUCGAAGACAAACAAAUUUUGCGUGAGGCUUUACUCUAUAUAUGUGAUAAGCUGCCAUGGAUAAAACUUCAUCAAGUCCCAGAAGCUGGACAUCUUAUUAUCCAUGAGAAACAGCAUUUUGAAGAUAUUAUCAAAACCGCUUGUAGUUGAAUGAAAAAAAAAAAAAUCUCCACUAUAGUUUGUCAUGAAUCGAUUUGAUAAAAAUAUACUGUAUGUUUGAUAUGUCAUGAAUCGAUUUGAUAAAAAUAUACUGUAUGUUUGAUAUGUCAUGGAUAUUUUGAUAAAUCAAAGUGAACUGAUCUACUUCUGAAGAUCUCAUACUACAUAAGUACUAACAAUGCAAGCCAAAAAGAUUAGGCUUGUCAAGCCGAAUUCAUCUUAAUGUUUUUCUUCUUAACUAGUACUCUCUUUUUUCAAAAAAAAAAUGUUAUUAAUUUUUUUUUUGUCAUACAAAAAAGUGUCAUUUGAUAAUUUAACCACUACCGAGUGUAGAAUAUGUUAGAAAUUUUAAUUUAGUAAAACUUCAUUUGAUAAUACAAAUGUAGAAUGCGUUUGAAAUUUUAAAACAACACUAAAAAAUUUAGGCUUCAGUAUAUAUAACGUUUAACGUAAAACUCAAUAUUUCGUAUGGGUUUAUAUAUAGAUUUUGAAAAAAAUCAAAAAUAUAACAAUAUUUUAUUAAUGCAUAGUUGCAUCCUAAACUAACAUAUAAUGAUGGUCAAUAGGCUUGAAACCUUUUUUUGUCUAUGUUUCUCUAGAAAAUAACGAUUUUAUAAUAGUUAGUCCACUGAUUUAGGAUUAUAUAUAGUUUUACUAAAUUAAUUGAUAAACAAAUUAAAAAGAUGUCAAUGUACCAUGAACGAGAUUUUAAAUACAUUAAUACAAAUAUAGAAUGUGGUUAGAAAUUUUAAAGCAACACAAAAAAUUAUAGGCUUGAAUAUAUAGAGAAUUUAAAACAACACUAAAAACACAUAGAUUUUGAGAAAAUUCAAAAAAUAUGACAAUAUUGAUUUUAUGCAUAGUUUCAUCU
Brassica rapa (field mustard) is the source of this 3766-nucleotide messenger RNA. RefSeq lists its product as uncharacterized. The record is from RefSeq and is a predicted model, not a curated record. NCBI's taxonomy places the organism in Eukaryota, Viridiplantae, Streptophyta, Magnoliopsida, Brassicales, Brassicaceae.